CUUCAGUAUUCAGUUUGUCUCCGAUCAAUCGAGUACAUCCAAGAUGAAGAACGUUGUUAUCUGUUCCAUCUUCAUUUGUGCAGUUGCAGUUUGGGCUGAAGAGAAAUAUACUACAAAGUUCGGGAAUAUCGAUUUGGACGAGCUUCUGAAGAAUGACCGUUUGUUGAACGCUUACUACAAAUGCUUACUGGACGGAACUGGUUGUACUCCUGAGGGAGAGGAAUUAGGGAAAAUCCUACCGGAUGCUAUUCAAACUGGAUGCGUGAAAUGCACUGAUGAACAGAAAGCUGGAGCUAAGAAAGUGGCAUCUUAUCUGAUAAAGGAAAAAGCACAAUGGUGGGAAGCAUUGCUCGCCAAGUACGAUCCUGAUAACACUUACAGAGUGAAAUUCAAGGACCAACUCAAAGCUGAAGGUUUCGACCUAUGAUGGGUUUUCGAUGAAGAUAUGAAGAAUUUGGACCAUACGUUUCGAUUGAAGUUUUCUGAAAUUCUUGUUUUUAGUGAUAUUCCAAAGACUUAAUUAAAUUUCUUUUCAUGGCA
Coccinella septempunctata (seven-spotted ladybird) is the source of this 540-nucleotide messenger RNA. Its product is annotated as ejaculatory bulb-specific protein 3-like. The transcript is spliced from 2 exons. Lineage: Eukaryota; Metazoa; Arthropoda; Insecta; Coleoptera; Coccinellidae. The record is from RefSeq and is a predicted model, not a curated record. Bases 44 to 427 code for a protein of 127 amino acids.